Camellia sinensis is the source of this 2193-nucleotide messenger RNA. The record is from RefSeq and is a predicted model, not a curated record. Lineage: Eukaryota; Viridiplantae; Streptophyta; Magnoliopsida; Ericales; Theaceae.
UGCAUUUUCAAUUCACACCCCACCAUGGCUCAAACAUCAGAAACUCCAUUGACAGACCCAACCAUUUUAGAGACCUACAUCGUCCACGUAAACUCGCCCAAGGCCCGAGUUUUCUCCUCCGACGCUAAUGAUAUCGAAAACUGGCACCAGUCAUUUUUACCAUCGUCGUCUCGCUUGGUUUAUUCUUAUCGAAACGUUAUCACUGGUUUUGCAGCCAGACUGUCGCCAGAGGAGGCAAAAGCCAUGGAAAAGAUUGAUGGGUUUGCGUCAGCUCAGCCCCAAAGAGUGUUGUCAUUGCACACAACGCACAGUCCAAGUUUCUUGGGGUUGAACUUGCAGCAGAAAUCAGGGGCUUGGGUGGGCUCAAACUACGGCAAGGGCGUGAUCAUUGGAGUUCUCGACAGCGGAGUUAAUCCGAACCAUCCCUCGUUUAACGACAAGGGAGUCCUGCCUCCGCCGGCGAAAUGGAAAGGGAAGUGCGAGUUAAACGGGACGAUGGCAGCGUGCAACAACAAACUCAUCGGUGUGAGGACUUUCCAGUCCGAUCCAGCCGAGGGCCCGCUUGACAAUGACGGACAUGGCACCCACACAGCGAGCACGGCUGCCGGGAAUUUUGUGAGGAAUGCAAGUGUGUUUGGACAAGCCAAAGGCACUGCGGCGGGGAUGGCCCCACUUGCUCACUUGGCCAUUUACAAAGUUUGUUCGGGAAUUAGUUGUUUGGAAUCUGACAUUUUGGCGGGAAUGGAUGCUGCCAUGGAGGACGGUGUCGAUAUUUUGUCUCUAUCAAUGGGCGCAGAAUCGGUCCCUUUCUACCAGGACAAUAUUGCAAAGGGUGCGUUUUCCGCAAUACAAAAAGGCAUUCUUGUAAGUUGUUCAGCGGGUAAUGAUGGUCCUUUACAUGGUACGUUAUCAAAUGAGGCUCCAUGGAUUCUAACUGUUGGCGCGAGCACCAUAGAUAGAAGCAUAAGAGCCACGGCGGUGCUGGGAAACAAAGAGGAGUUUGACGGCGAGUUGCUUUCCCAGCCUAAUAAUUUCUCUUCUACUUUGUUGCCACUUUUUUAUUCCAGCACCAUCAAUCCAUUUUGUGACUUCGACAAGCCAAUCUACGGCUUCAAAGGAAAGGUAGUGUUGUGUGAUGGUGGCAGCUACACAGACAGCAACCUGAAAGGACAGUCGGUGUACACCGCUGGUGGGGUCGCCAUGAUAGUCACCAAUGAAAAGAAAGACGGCUUUACUACGUUGGCCAACGCUCAUUUCUUGCCAGCAACCGAAGUGAGUUAUGCUGCUGGACUAAAGAUCAAAGAGUACAUAAAAUCAACAACGACACCAACGGCUACAAUUGUGUUUAAAGGAACCAUCAUAGGGGGUAAUUCUGCUCCCAUCGUGGGAUCCUUCUCAUCAAGAGGCCCGAGCUUGGCUAGUCCGGGCAUCUUGAAACCAGAUAUCCUUGGCCCUGGUGUGAAUAUUCUUGCUGCCUGGCCUUCCUCUGUCGAAAACAAGAAGAAUUCCAAAUUGACAUUUAAUGUGAUUUCAGGUACCUCAAUGUCUUGUCCUCACCUCAGUGGCAUUGCAGCCUUGUUUAAAAGCGUGCAUCCUCGUUGGUCGCCUGCGGCUAUCAAAUCUGCAAUCAUGACUACGGCUGACCUGACAAACCUAGCUGGCAAGCCCAUUGUCGACGAAAGGUUACUACCAGCUGACAUAUUUGCUACUGGUUCGGGUCAUGUCAACCCAUCAAGAGCCAUCAAUCCAGGACUUGUCUAUGACCUUGAACCCAAUGAUUACAUACCUUACUUGUGUGGUCUGAACUACACUGACCAAAACAUCUAUUUCAUUACAAAACAUAAAGUGAAGUGCUCAAAAGUAUCCAAAAUACCAGAAGCACAACUAAAUUAUCCUUCUUUUUCUAUCACUCUUGGCUCUGGUGAUGAUCAGGCUUAUACGAGAACUGUGACAAAUGUUGGAGUGGCUAAGUCAUCUUAUGACUCAGUCAUUGUUGCACCGCCGGGUGUUAAAGUGACUCUCAAUACUACUAGGCUAGAGUUCUCGAAAGUGAACCAGAAAAUAACAUAUCAAGUGACGUUUAGCCGGGUAGCCACCAACGGAGAGGCCUCUUUCAUCCAUGGAUUUUUGACGUGGAAAUCUAGUAACAACAUACAAUUUGUUAGAAGCCCAAUAUCUGUGAAGUUGGUGUGA